AGAUCACGUUUACACUGAAUGACUACUGUGGAGAACAAAGAAGAGCAGUGUCAGAACAGCCUAAAUAAGAUUUACGCCGAUCUUCUUCAUCUUAUCUGCUCUUUUGAAAAAGGCAGCGGUUCCGAGCUAACGGUCCGUUUGCGACAAGUUGAAUCUGGGUUAGAGCAAUUGCGAGAAACUAUUCGACAAAUCCCUGAUAUUCAAAACGACGAGCAGUCUCAGCGCGACAAGAUCUCUUCACUUUAUAGGCAAAUAAAACUAAAAGAUGAGCUCAUCCAGUCCUUCGUCCACUACGACAUCGUUGACGGAAGUGAAAGAGUCGACGUCAAGCGCGACUGAAGGUUCAGCAAAUGAGCAACGACUUGUAUGUUCAAUAUGUGGAAGCGUGGUUUUAUUAGCUGGUGCCGGGCGCUGGUCAGACAGGGUUGAAAUUCUCCCGCUAUGUCGACAGCAAAAAGACGUAGCUACUCAGAAGGAGAAGGUGACAGGAUUUUGGACAGUUCGAAAUAUGUACGAUUUUGAAAAUGUCGGCUUCACUAACUCUGUUGAUGGGAUGAAGUAUCUGACUUGUGCCGACUGUGAAUACGGUCCUAUAGGGUUUCUGGAUGUUGAUACGAAGAUUCACUAUGUUAGUCCAGCUAGAGUUUCGUACAAGUAAAGGCAGUAGUAUUUUGUGCGCUAUAUCAAGCAUGGUAUUGUUCCUAUGUUUAUGAUUUUUUUUCUUAAUUUAUACUUGUUCA
Molecule: messenger RNA, 740 nt
Organism: Cylicocyclus nassatus
Lineage: Eukaryota; Metazoa; Nematoda; Chromadorea; Rhabditida; Strongylidae
Source: the annotation of a GenBank genome assembly